Hemicordylus capensis (graceful crag lizard) is the source of this 1891-nucleotide messenger RNA. It is a transcript of the gene FBXL8, whose product is annotated as F-box and leucine rich repeat protein 8. The transcript has 3 exons. The record is from RefSeq and is a predicted model, not a curated record. The coding region runs from base 124 to 1332 and encodes 402 amino acids. Lineage: Eukaryota; Metazoa; Chordata; Lepidosauria; Squamata; Cordylidae. Gene Ontology annotation, molecular function: protein binding.
GGAGAAACACACACAGACAGAUAUGAGGCCACUUACAUCCCUCGAAACACACAUUACCGGGGACCCUGUUGCAGUAGGGGAUGUGCUCCAGUGAGGGUCGUGGCACCUGCCCUCUGGGCCCCAAUGAGAUCCAGUGUUCUAAGGAAAGGGAGGACAAUCAACUUGGGUUCUGCAACCAGCUGGCCUGCAAGGAUGCCGACGCCCGUCACAGACCUCUGGAACUACAUCCCAGAAGAAAUCCUGGCCCACAUAUUUUACUACUUGCCUCUCAAAGACAGACACGCGGUCUUCCAUGUCUGCCAGCACUGGGCUGCGGCGGUUUCUACCAGUUCCGUCUGGAGUUUCACUGAGAUCAGUUGUGAUGCUGAGAGUGAUGGCGGCAUGUUGCAGAGCUUGCAUCAGUUCCUGGGCCACAUCAGACACUUGAAGAUUGUGUUUGAUCAGUCCAAGGAGGCGAUCCGGAAGAACGUCACCCAGAUCUUAGACCUCCUGGCCAAGCAGAGCCACAAGCUGCAGGCCCUGUGUAUUGCCUGCAGAGGGGAGAACCCAUAUUUCUAUUCUGGCCAAGACAUCCUGCGGAGCAUUGGAAACAUUUGCCGGAGCGAGAACAAGAUCAACCUUCAGUGCGUCGAUUUCCGGCAAAUGCCUUUCACUCUGGACGACGGGAUUGUUCAGCUGAUUGCCGCAAACAGCCCGAACUUGCACACCUUGUUCAUCAACAACCGCACCCUGGUCUGCAACGUCAAGCCAGAGACCAUCAGCGAGGUGUUGAGGGUCUGCCCUAAAUUAUCCACCUUAGGGGUCUAUUAUGCUAGCCUGUCUGAGGAUGUCUUUCAAGAACUGCUGGAACCAAACCAAAGGCCCUUCAAGUGCUUGGACAUUUUCUGCGAGCGCCUAGACAAGUACAUCCCUGUCAUUUCAGAGCAACUCUGGGCUCUCGUGAGUAAGAAACACCCAGCGCUCCACGUAGAACUGGAGUUUGACCACACUGUCCCUGCCUGGAAGAUCCCCCGGAUCCUGAAGUCAAAUAUCCCCGUGACCACUUUGCAACUUAACACCUUUACGUAUAUGGUGAACCAAAUUCGGUUUGUUACUUAUUGCUACAGCAGGACUUUGGAGAAGCUGGUCCUUCACACCACCCCAUCCGAUGACCUCAACUCCUCACUUAUAGACCUGGCCAAGAAAUGUCUGCAUUUGAAAGAGAUUCACUGUUAUUGUGUGGUUAACCAAGAAGUGGUCGAUGCUUUCCUCUUAAAUUGUACAGAUCUGAAAAGAUACACGCUGAAGAUCACCAAAGAACGCCACCCUUGGCAACCAACAAUAGUCCAGUAGCUAUUUAUAGAAUAGGCCUUUUCACACAGUCAUUUGCAUCUAAGUUUUAACGUGGGUUACCAAUAUUAGUGUGACUGUGUGAACUCAUGCCAAGGUGGGGAUCUUGAGUUCACACAAUCACUCUACUGUUGGUAAUUGAACACUUAACCUAGAUUCAAAUAAUUGUGUAAACAAGCCUAAGAUAAUGACACAUUUGCACAUUGCAACUAGAAUAGCCCACACGAUUCUAACCUGUGGAGGUGGAGUGCCCAGCCAGGGUCGGAGAGCUGCGUGUGCUCCUGAUCUGUGGUCCCAGAGCAUGGCCUAAAGGCACACGAUACAGCCACCUUGCUGAAGCUAAGCAGGGCUUAGUGUGGCCAGUGCCUGAAUGGGAGACUCCUAUAUGCCACCUUUGGGGAUGUGGCUGUAGCUCGCUGGAGUGUCUGUUUUGCCUGUAGAAGGUCCCAGGUUCCGAAACCUUGGAAGAGCUGCUAAAGCUCAGUGUAAACAAGACCUAGCUAGAUGGACCCAUGCUCUCUGUUUUGGCUUGUGGCUGUAACAUUAAAGAACUUGAACUUGA